GCAGCUGAAGGAGAGUGCUCGGAGCCCAGCUCUCUAUCCACGGACCGACCUCACCCAUGUUCUCUAGGAGCAGUUACUUAGACGCUGCACUCCUUAUGGGGAUCCUUAUCUCCAUCUUCAGGCGAGGCCAUCGGAAGAAGGCAGAGAUGGGUGCUCGCACCUCCACGACGUCCCGCAGCUCAGUGUCCGCAGUGGACACAGUCACUGUCAGUGUGGCGCAGGGGCAGCCAGUGCCGGCCACGACACCCAGCUGUGUCCCGAACUACAACUACAGCACAGAGAAGACGGUGUUGAGGGCCCUGGAGGAGAGCGGGCAAGGGAUGGCCGAGCAGGAGGAAGUCCCCACAGUCACAGGGAGGAACGAAGACCAGAGAAGCGGCCCCGAUGACACCGGGGGCGCACGAUCUGCAGUUAGGCCCCUGGGGGGCUCUUUCUUCGUGCCCAGGCCUGGACCUCUGCAGAGAGACCUCCACGCCAAGUGGGCAGAGGACAGAUCCGCCAGGAAACAGCAGACCUCUUGUAUGAGUUCCUGCCCCCAAAGAAACGCCAUCACGAGCUCAUAUAGCUCCACCCGAGGUUUCCUGCCAGUGGAAAGAAGGAGGGGUCCCGCCAUACCGCAAGGGCUGCCCCAGAAGUCUGCGAAGACAGGGGGCGAGGAGGGCCCUCCAUCGCCAUCUGCAGCUCCGGUGGUUUACCAGAGGAAAAGCCAGCCUGACAAAAAUGCAGAGGCAGCAAGAGGGCAGAAAGGGCCCUGGAGGAAGGGCUCCUGCACAUCUGACAGUCCCAGGCCCCGAAAACGCAGGAUUCCUCUGCUGCCGCACAGGCGAGGGGAGCCUCUGAGGCUGCCCCCAGUCCCUGAGCCGAGUUUCCGGGUCACCGCCGAAGACCUAGACUCGGAGAAGGAAGCAGCGUUCCGGCGCAUCAACAGUGCGCUGCGGGAUGAGACCUAUGCCAUCGGGGACCUGGGCAGCUCUCCCCAGCUCUUCCCCAGGAAACGGAAAGCUCCAGCCUUUGCCUCUGCUCCAAGCCCCCCAGCUUUGGGCGGCCCCGCAGAUCUGAGCUGCAUGUUUGCAGCUCUCAGAGUUACGAUCAAGUGUGGAAAAGCACUGGCUUGUAUGAGUGGUAACAUGGAAAGCCAGACCUGUUUACAGUUUCCUGUGACCCUGCUCAUGGGUUGUGAAGAGUAG
Messenger RNA from Orcinus orca (killer whale), 1187 nucleotides. Its product is annotated as putative POM121-like protein 1. Bases 57 to 1187 code for a protein of 376 amino acids. Lineage: Eukaryota; Metazoa; Chordata; Mammalia; Artiodactyla; Delphinidae. The record is from RefSeq and is a predicted model, not a curated record. The transcript has 3 exons.